This is a messenger RNA of Linum tenue, 453 nucleotides long. Lineage: Eukaryota; Viridiplantae; Streptophyta; Magnoliopsida; Malpighiales; Linaceae. The record is from the annotation of a GenBank genome assembly.
AUUAAUAAGGACUUGUUUUGUUCACUUUCCGUACUUAGCCUUGUAGUCCUUCCAAAGCUCAUCCACGCUCUUCCCAAGCAACUCCUUGAAAAAAGUUACGUUAUAACCAUCUCUCAACUUCUUAUUAAGCUUGGCCACGAACCCAUCGUUCCUCAAUCCGUCGCAAUAAUCCAAAAACAUAGCCGUAACGUCGUAGCCUUGGUCCCACUUAUCGCCCUCCCCCGGUUUGACCCAACGACCCGGCGGCGGGGCCAAACCGGCUCUCAACCUAACGAAAUCCGCAAUCCCUUCAAUCAAUCCACCCGGGGCAAUGUCCCCUUGCCCGCCACCCAUCCACUGCCACACGUGCGUCAUCUCGUGAUACACCACUCCAGCCACCUCACGCCUGACGUCAUUGCCGCCGUCGGAGUAGUUCCCGACGUAUUGGGCGCUGAGGCUGAUCUCGUUGUCUGA